Molecule: messenger RNA, 4908 nt
Organism: Schizophyllum commune H4-8
Lineage: Eukaryota; Fungi; Basidiomycota; Agaricomycetes; Agaricales; Schizophyllaceae
Exons: 13
Coding region: 1-4908 (1635 amino acids)
Source: RefSeq, a predicted model, not a curated record
AUGGCUUGUUGGAAUCUCCUCGAUGCGCUUCCAGACGUGCACCUCCUUCAUGAAGCAGCCAUUCGUGAGCCAAGUCGUGGCACGCUUUGGUCCAAUGAUGGCUCGCGCUUCGAAGGCGCCGUCCCGCAAUCGCAAAAGCCAAACGUGAAAGGCGAUCACGACGUGGAGACCUGUAUAUUCAAUGCUCUCGAGGGAUGUCGGGGUUCCUUGACAUCUUUGGUCAAUGACUACCUACGACUACCGUUGUGGACAUCAUCGGACGGCCGCCCUACUGAGCAAUCCGUGGAUCCUGCUUACGCUGCAUUUAUAGGUGAACUGGGGUCAUCGUCGUGCGCGGCGCGGCUGCGGGACAUCUUUUGGUCAGGUCAACACACUCUCUUCGUCAACAGCCCUGGCACUGGGAAGACGCGCUUGCUUUACGAGGGUUUGACGGAGCGGUGGGGCUUGUACAUCCCAUGCUCCAUCGUGCCACGAGUCCUCGGUUCUGCGGACAUGUGCAGCUUCUUCAGCAACGCCAUCUACGAGGAACCGACUCCAGGAGAGUAUACCGCGGCCUUUGAGCGUGUCUUGCUCGUCAGACUGGUCAUAUUCAAGCUGUUUCUGGAAUGUCUGCCGGGCGCGCAGACUGACGAGCACCGCACAAAGUGGUUACUCUUGCAGCUCAUGCCGAGUGCUAUUGCGAAGGACGACAUCUUCUUUGAUCUCGCCGACAGACUCGAACGUUGCGAGCCAAGUAAUGGGCUCUUGCGCCGCAAAAUUGCGGAUACUCUCAUCUCGAUACGCCGGAUGCUGAGCAGUGACGAGCCCAUCUUCUGUGUCAUUGACGACGCCGACUAUCCUGAUGUGCAUCGUGCUAGAGCAUUCGCCCCUUCGACUUCUCUGAGGGAGAUGGCUCGUACUUGGGAGAAUAUCGAAGGCCUUACGCUGAUAUUAAGUGGCUUCGACAUUACUCAGGCGCCUUUCCGGACAGAAAAUCCACAGCGAUACCGAUUGUUCACGGACACGGGAUCCUUCGACAACUUCACCGAGCAUGCGACGUUCAUUCGACGGUACCUGCCCCCUCAGCUAGCUGAAUGCGACGCAGGGGAGCGACUUAUCAUUCGCGCAUGCCUCUGGCUUCGGGGCAGGUAUCGCAUCACAACUGCCUUUAUCGAAUGCUUGAUUGCCGCGCACUUCGCAUAUCCACAUACCCUCCUGACGGCCUUUGUGGCAGCCUAUGGUGGCGUUGAGCCGGCUGAUGGCCCCUUUCGUGUGCCCAAGGCCGUCAGGUGUCACUGUGACUAUAUGGUGCUCCAUCUCGUUGCUUAUGAGCCUUACGAGCGUCUCAAAAAAGAUCAUCAAGCCUGGACGUCUGCCCAAAUGAUCGUUCAUCGUAUUAUGGUCUUCGGUGAGGACACCGUCAAGACCACUGAAGACUGUGCAAACCUGGUGGCCUCCCGUUUUGCUACGUUCUCUCGAGCGGACGGAACCGAAGCCAUGGUCUCCGAGCCUUUCUACGUCUUCCCCCUCCUCAGAGCAGUAUUUCAACGGGAAGGACCGGCGUCUGGAUUCUUAUGCGCUAGGGCUGCAUCCGAGCUGCGCUCCCAUCCUCACCACCGCAAUCUCCAUCUCGCCGUCAUUCCCCUGCUUCUGAUGGCCCUUAACGGCAAGUAUAGGUUCUGCGACGUCUUCCAGCUUGCGGCACCAUAUCCGUGGGCCAACCGGACGUGCAAGCUUGUGUGUAUUGCGCGCGACACUGCCAGCGCGCAGUCACGCAUUCUCCCUUUCGUUUCUUCCUUCCCGAACGCCUCAGCCAAGGAGCGCUGGGGAACCGAAGCUACGGAAUGGCUCCAACACGCCGCGCUAGAGCCUUUCUGCGUGUCGACGAGCUUCAGUCAUGCGGAUGUCCUGUGCAUCGUGCAGCUGGACGAUGGCCAUCAGAUCUACGUCGCCCUCAAGACCAUGCUGAAGAACAAACACGUCGAUGCGCCAGUGCAAGUCAUUCAAGACCAACUCUUGAAGUUGGUCCCCGACCACAUAUUCCAGGCGCCCGGGCUGUCGUUUGCGGAUCUCCCUUGCCCAGUGCAAGGCUUCGGCGGUACUCCCCUGCUGCGCGCCUUUGCCACAUUUCCCGAGACGAUGACAGUAACUUCGCUGCCGCGCGACGCAUCACCGCAACCCAUAGCCGCCCUCAACAUAUCGCUUCUACACCAGAUAGCGGAAGAAAUUCCUUACAUCAGUGUCCUUCGGCGGGUGUACGCUGCGCUCAUCUUCGCUCACAAGAAGCAGCUCCCGCCAUCAUCUGUCUCUGCAGAGACUGUGCCGUAUCUCUCUAUGCUGACCACCCAGGCUUGCGACAUUCUUCGUCGCGCUCGUCGAGAGCAAACGGAUCCGGCAGUGGUGCUCUCCAAACCUCUUACCGUCUUUUUCGAAGAACGUCUACGACCGAGAGAUCCUGAAAUUGUUUCUAUACCAGCAUGUCGCACUCUGCUAGAGAAACACAAUGAAAUAGAGAUCCUUGUAGAUUCGGCUAUUCGGGACGAGAACUGCCAACCUCUGUGGGAUUGCGACCUCCUGUCGUUUGCGGAGGCGGACUUGCAGUCGCAAAGGCCACGCUCACCAUCUGACCAAGCCAUCGAUGAACAAAUCCGUGACUUUGAAAGGACAUAUGGGCAAGUUGUGGCUGACUAUGCUCGCGGCGAGGGGGAUCCGUAUCCCGCGUGGGAGCCACCCGAGGGCCCUUUCGAGACACCCAGGGCAUAUGCGGAGUUUGUUGAAGCUCUUGGCUUACCGUGUCCCUCGGACAAUGAACCCGAUCUCCUCUUACAUGAGCUGGGCAAUCCUAGCCGUGCUGAAUCCUAUACCGCGCGCCUGGACAACAUCUUUCAUGCGGGGCAUCAUACUAUGUUUUUGAACGCACAGGGAACAGGCAAGACCCGCCUGCUCCUCGAAGGUUUAUGCCGAUCCUGGGGCCUCUACAUCACCUGCAAUAUCAGAGGUCCUGGGCUUGGGUCAAGCGAUAUGACGGGCGAACUUAAAUUCGCUGAUUUCUGGAGCAUCCCCCUCGGCACCACUUCCCAGCUUCUUCGAGCCGAUAUCUCAGCCAGUAACGUGACCAUCGCUCGCGAUCUCGCCGAUCGUAUCCUGUUGGCGAGAUUGACGAUUUUCAGGCUUUUCCUGGAGAACAUCCCCAGUCUGAGCGACCUCGGUCUGCAGCGAAAGCGUUGGCUUGCAAUGCAGCUUUCGGCUACCGCUGUGGUAGAUCACGAUCUCUUCCCUUCCUUUGCCAGACAGCUGCGGAUCCCAGGGGCCACACCGGGAUUCAUCCAACAUAGGAUCUCAGACACGCUACUCAGAAUUCGGGCUAUAAUCGGUCGUGACACCCCCAUCUUCUGCGUGUUAGACGAUGCGCCACUUCUCCUCGGAUUUCGUGCCGAGUCCUUUGGGCAGACCACGGCUCUCCACGCGGUACUGCGUUCUUGGGAAGGCUUUGACGAUCUCACGCUCCUCAUGUGCGGGUUGCCCUUCGAUAUUCGCUCUUCCGCAGCCGAAGGAGGGAAAAACUAUCGUGUCUGUACAAACACCGGUAUGUUCGAUCAAGCUCGCGAACAGGCGGCUUAUGUGGAGCGAUACAUACCCCCCGGGUUGCUUGCCACGCAAGCGGGCAAGAAGUUGGUGACCCGGAUAUGCCUCUGGGGCCGAGGACGCUAUUACACCACCGCCAUGAUCAUAAACUGUCUCCUUUUGAGUCGUUUCGUCCGUCCUCACACCGUUUUGACGGCCUGUGUCGCCACGUAUGCUCUGAUAGAGCCCUCUGAUUCCCCUAUGGAGCAGGAUGACGAAGUGAGAGCCGACUGCGAAAAUCUAGUAUGUGGUCUGGGAGGUUUCCAGCCCAGCCUCACCUUUUGCUACGACCUUCAAGCGUUGCUUUCUGCAUAUACUGCCAUACAUCGCAUUCUCGUCCUCGGCGAAGAUUGUGUUCGGUUCACUGACGACUGCGCGUACUUGGCUCGCACUGGAUUCGCCAUGCUUGGCGGCGUCACCGGUCACGGAGCUAUCAUAAACGAACCCUUCUAUAUUUUCCCCACUGUGGACCUGCUGUUCUGCAAUUUUCCCCUUGUCGAGGGAUUUCUGCCUGCUACGAUCGCGCCCAGCAUGACGAGUCAACCAGUACAUCAGGGCAUUCACCUCGCCAUCGUGCCCCUCCUCUUGCUCGCAGGCAAAGAAUCGCACAGAGCCUGCGACCUCUUCGGAUUUGCACACCCCCGCCCUCGUUGGGCAGAGCAGACGUGCAAGCUUGUACGCGUGACGCGCGUUCAUGGCGACGGUGGCGACUUGCGCGCUGAUCCCUUCGUGACAAUCUGGCCGGACGAGGGAUUUGACGAGCGGUGGGCCACGGAGUCUGCUGCCUGGCUACAGCCACAGAGCGACAUGCCGGAGCCAUUCUGCGUUGCGGCUGGGUUCAGCCAUGCGGAUCUGCUAUUUUAUCUCCAGCUUGAGGACGGGACCGACCUGCUGGUGGCGCUGAAGUUCAUCAUCAAGAACGAGCACAUCACGGUCACGACGGAGGAUGUUGGUCACUGCGUCGCGCAAUUGGCGCCCGACCGACUUUUCCGAGAAGUCGCCGGAUCGCCCGCUGAUCAGCAGCACCAGCUGUCCAGUCUCGCUACUAGCGCAGGCGCACCGCUUGUGCUGCGAGUGGUGGCGACGUUCCCCGACGAAACGGACGUCAGUGCUAUACCUGAGGACGGGCUACCAUUCCCCGUUGGAACCCUCAAUCUGAAGCUAUUGCAAGAUGUAUCGCAGCGUGUCACUUAUCGCGGUGUGCUGCGUCGGUUGCAUCACCCGCUGAUCACGAAGCGGAGGAUUGAGCUGGUAGGGAAUGCGGUUCCGCGCGUCUGGACGGACAAGACACCACCAUCCGAGUAG